Messenger RNA from Mauremys mutica (yellowpond turtle), 7043 nucleotides. It is a transcript of the gene ZNF652, whose product is annotated as zinc finger protein 652. Gene Ontology annotation, molecular function: RNA polymerase II cis-regulatory region sequence-specific DNA binding; DNA-binding transcription activator activity, RNA polymerase II-specific. Lineage: Eukaryota; Metazoa; Chordata; Testudines; Geoemydidae. The transcript has 6 exons. Bases 507 to 2345 code for a protein of 612 amino acids. The record is from RefSeq and is a predicted model, not a curated record. Gene Ontology annotation, biological process: regulation of transcription by RNA polymerase II. Gene Ontology annotation, cellular component: nucleus.
UCAUCGCUCGCGCUCGAGCCUGAGUCGCGAGACUGGCUGCGGCGGCCACGUAGCGCUGCGGCGGCGGCGGCUGAGGGGAGCGGGAGCCGCGUCCGGCGGCGGCGGGGCCUGGGCCUGAGGCGGCAGCUACGCGAGCGCCGCGGCGGCGGCGGCUUCGGGGGCUGAGCGGGAGGGAGGGCCCCUGGCGCCCGCCCCCCUCCCUCCCUCCCUCUCCCCCACCGCCCGGCAUGGACGGCGGCGGAGGUGGCCAAGAGGGGCUCGGCCUGGAUAAAAUGUUUGGAGGUUGGCUGACUGCUUUCUUCAGAAGAAUAUUUACUACAGCUCUGCUUUUGCCAUAAUACCAGAAUUCUGUGAUCUACGCUUCAGUGCUAAACACCAGGAGAGAGUUGUAUUUUAGUCAUACUGUCUAGAUGGAACAGGCAUCAUCUUGAAAGCCCAUCGUAUUUCACAGCUGCUUAUUUGAUUUUUCUGGGAUCAAAGGGCCUCAAUGAAUCAGGGCCCCCCCAAUGAGUCAAACAGCCAAUUCUUGCCAACAGCUGGUUGAAAACAGUGCCGUGCAUGUAGCAGGGAUGGCGCAAGAGGAAAGCCGUCGUGGUCAAGUGCCACCCACAUUUUAUCAUGCUGCCGGUCAGGAACUUGAUCUGUCCACCAAAGUGUACAAAAGAGAGUCAGGAAGCCCUUACUCUGUGUUGGUGGACAGCAAAAUGAGUAAACCACAUCUCCAUGAAAGAGAGGAGGAGCCAUAUUUCAGGGAGAACAGAUCGGUGGGGGAGGUCCGGGCUGUGAAAGAAGAUAGAGAGAACUCUGACAACUCGGAGGAAGAGGAGGAGGAAGAUGAAGUGACUUACAAAAGGGAGCAGAUUAUAGUGGAGGUAAACCUUAACAACCAAACAUUAAAUGUAUCAAAAGGGGAGAAGGGUGUCCCCUCCCAGUCCAAAGAGACUGCUGUUCUUAAGACCAGCAGUGAGGAAGAGGAGGGUGACAGUGGGGAAGAGGCCACUGAAGACAGUAAUGAUGAUGAGGAAAAUGAGAGGCAGAAGAAAAAAGAGAAAAGAGUGGAAAAAGUUAGUGUUACCCAAAGGAGAACAAGGAGAGCUGCAUCUGCUGCAGCAGCCACAACUUCCCCUUCACCUAGAACCACAAGGGGCCGUAGAAAGAGUGUGGAGCCCCCCAAGCGUAAGAAGAAAGCUGCAAAGGAGCCCAAGGCACCUGUGCAGAAAUCAAAGUGUGAAGAAAAGGAGACUUUGACCUGUGAGAAGUGCCCCAGGGUGUUUAACACACGCUGGUACCUGGAGAAGCACAUGAACGUCACUCACAGGCGUAUGCAGAUCUGCGACAAGUGUGGGAAGAAAUUUGUUCUAGAAAGUGAGCUGUCUCUUCACCAGCAAACAGACUGUGAAAAAAACAUUCAGUGUGUUUCCUGUAAGAAAUCGUUCAAGAAGCUCUGGUCUCUCCACGAACACAUCAAGAUUGUUCAUGGAUAUGCAGAAAAAAAGUUCUCCUGUGAGAUCUGCGAAAAAAAGUUCUACACAAUGGCCCAUGUGCGGAAGCACAUGGUUGCACAUACAAAGGAUAUGCCAUUUACAUGUGAAACCUGUGGAAAAUCGUUCAAACGCAGUAUGUCGCUCAAAGUGCAUUCCCUUCAGCAUUCUGGAGAGAAACCUUUCAGAUGUGAGAACUGUGAUGAAAGGUUUCAGUACAAGUACCAGCUGCGUUCCCACAUGAGCAUCCACAUUGGGCACAAACAGUUCAUGUGCCAGUGGUGUGGCAAAGACUUCAACAUGAAACAGUACUUCGAUGAGCACAUGAAAACACACACUGGAGAGAAGCCUUUUAUCUGUGAAAUCUGUGGCAAAAGCUUCACCAGCCGCCCAAACAUGAAGAGACACCGCAGAACUCACACAGGGGAGAAGCCUUACCCAUGUGAUGUGUGUGGCCAGCGAUUUCGCUUUUCCAACAUGCUCAAGGCGCACAAGGAGAAGUGCUUCCGGGUCACAAGCCCCGUUAAUGUGCCACCUGCUGUUCAGAUCCCACUUACCACAACUUCUCCUGCUACUGCAGUCCUUUCUGUAGCAAACACACCCACCACCCCAAGUCCACCCAUCAACCUGAACCCAGUGAACACGCUCCCUCCACGUCCCAUCCCCCAUCCAUAUUCACACCUUCAUCUCCACCCUCACCCACACCAUCCACACCAUCCACACCAUCUCCCAGUCCCCCCAGUCCCUCAUUUACCCCCACCUCCAGCCCUUUUUAAGAGUGAGCCUUUAAAUCAUAGAGGCCAGAGUGAGGACAACUUUCUGCGACACCUGACAGAAAAAAACAUUUCAGCACAACACCACUAACACCUUUUCCUCCUGCCAGCUGUUUUUCCUCUUUUAUGCACAUGGAAACGUGCCCUCCUGGAAAUUGCAGAGGGAGAGCUAGUGAAGAUCUUUCAAUCUCUUUGUCCCCACUUGGAAGGUCCUGGUACACUCAUGAAUCAGUUAACGAACAAGAAAAUUCCAUUGGAUCAGCAGUGAUCAUUUGAACCAGGGGAACCAAAGGGACUGAAACCCAAUUUGCUUGCGUUCUACUGGUGACUUUUAUAAAUUUCAAAUACUGAGACUUGUGGAAUUUUAUAAUUUCAUAUCAGCUGAUGAGGUAUGCUUGCUUUUAUAUCCUGGACUUCUCCUCAAAGAGGGGAUAGGCCUGGUUUCCUUUGUACUAAUCGGAAAGGCUGUGAGAUUAAUACAGAGCAUUAAUUGUAUCACUGUGUAUCGUAAUGAAUUCUUUUCAGCUUUUGGUGCCGGCUACGGAGUGAGCCAGCCACGUAUCACAGUAUAUCAAGCAUUAUAGAGAAAGACAAAAAAAUUUGUUUGUGUAGCUCUCCUAAUGCACUCUUUAUUUUACUACAGAAAUUAUUUUAGAGUUUUUUGUAUAGACCUAUUUAGUAGUCUGUUUCUAAAAUGAAAUGUAUUUCAAUAAGCGGUGUAAUUUUUUCAGUGUAGCUGGACCUAUGUUGUAUAAUAGAUAAAAUUUUAUAAUCAUCAAAAUGUGAUUCUAAAAAGAUGCAAAUAGCUUCUAUAGUUAAAGUUAUUCUUACAUCCAUACAACUCAAAAGGUGCUUCAGAGAAGAGAGGGACCCAAGAGGUCUCUGGCAAGGCUGCCUCAGAAGUGGUGUUGAUUUCAGAACUUUUAUGUAAUUUAUUUAGUAGUUUUUAAACCUUACCUUUCCCCUUCCACAGUGUCUCUUAGGCUUAUUGAACAAAGACAUUGAGAUACCACACUCCUGCUCUGCAGGUUUCACUUAGUUCAGUUGGAUGGAAGUGUGGAAUGGGUUAGAAAGGAUUACAUCUGUGGGGUGAAGAGACUCAACAGCUCCUGAGUUGUGAAGUCACAGGUGAGUGAGAGAUCUGACUUAGGAGAGGGAAAUAAACUAUCUCAAGUCAGCCAAACAUAUCUUCUUUUAUAUAGGAAGGCCUGGUUUUAAUGUUUGUUUAUGGUAUGAUUUUAAUCUGGGGAUCAUAUCAAAUGCUGCUCAUUCAGAUUGCUUUUUAAAAAUUCCUGGACUUAGGAGAGGAGAAUUAAGUUAGAUUCACAAAUGUGGUGUUUGGUUGAUUGUAAGAAUGAGAAGAGAAGAAAUUUGAAUGGGGAAAUGGUGUUUAAGUAGACACAUUGCUGAGAAAAUGCAGUAUGUAUCCACAGUAUGGAGCUCUGUCCCAUAGCCAUGACACAUUCAGACGAUAUGGGAUGAUAUUGAGUGGUUCAUAGUCCCAUUUUUGGGGCAAAUCUUCUUGACAGUUAUAGGUUAGAAACCUUUGAAUUUAGACAAGUCACUGUUUCAUAAUCUUGUGAGGCACUGAGUGAGUGGCAAAUGACAAGUUUGGUGCAGAGGUGGUGGGCUGGAAGGCCAAAUGUAUCUGUUUUAAUCAGUGAGUGGUUAUUUUUUCAGGUUUGUAUUUUUGUUUAAAUGCCAUUGAAUAUAGCAGCAUUAUGCAAUCUAGGUAAUUAUUGCCACCCUCAAUGAAGAGACAUAGGCUCAGAGCCAUUGUACUGUAAGUUUCAAAAAUGUUUCCUACUAUUUUGUGCUGCUUUGUCAAUUGAAUCCCACCCAAACUCCAUCUCCAAAGACCCCAGUAGACAGAUUGCCAUUUUAGUUAAUGAACUGGGCUUUUGUGGCUGAUAGAUAUCUUCAAAGUAGCAGAAAUGGUGGGAAUUCUCCCUAGCAUUAUUUCUUCAAGUUUAAUGCUGUUAAUCACUAUUUUUUUGAAACACCACAUUCUGUCUUUUGGGAAUUAGCUCCUUAGUAGAUAUUUUACAAAGUUUCUGCCAUCUAAUCAUCAAUGCUUUCUUUUUUUCAUAGGAAAUUUUAGGAACAGGAAUUAGGCCCUUUUGGCCCAACUUACUCAUUUUUGACCGAACUGAAAAUACACACACACCCCUCCCCCGCCCCAUUUCUGAAGAAUAAAAGAAUGUGGGUUUUUUAAAUGUUUCUCUAUAAUAUUUAUAUACAUCCUUUAUCUCAUAGGUGAUAAAGCCAGUUAUGAAGGUGAAUUUACACUCAUGAUUAUGACUGUUGUAUUGACUGUGGCUGGUUCGCCCAGGAAAGUUCUAUGCAUUCCAUGUCAUAUUUACAACCUACGUUUCUGUUGUGCCACGAUUUUAUGGUCAGGCCUGUUAUUAAAAUGAUUUUUAAAUGCUAAAACAAAAUCUUGGUAAAUGAAUUGUAAUCCAGUUUUGCAAAAUGAUUUUCUUCUCAAUAAAUUUACAGUAUUAGGCUGCUAUUCAAAAUUCUAGAAUCUGAGACAGUUUUUCUCUUCUAUGGUACACAGUACUUGUACAUCUUGGAUUUCAGCUGAUUUUUGCCUCUGAGAUACAGAAACUUCUAUCAUUUUGCAGAAGAAAGUAAAAUUGGGCUAGGAAAAAUUAACUUAAUAGUUAUGUUUAAUAGAAUGUCAUAGUACAAAAUUAUUGGAGACAAAUUCUCUGUAAUCAUUUGGGGAAAACUUAAAAUGGAAUCUGACAUGCUUGUCUAAAAGUGCUGCAAUAUUAUUGUACCAUAAAACUACAAACUGCAGUAACAGAGGGUAGGUGAAAAUUCAGAGGAAAGAUUUCCCAUGGCUACUAGCAUAUGUUUAACAUGGCAUAUGCCCUAAAUUAUAUUAACAUAGACCUCAUUUACAGGGUUCACACAAUACUGGAAAAUGUGACAAGCAUUUGUCUAACACUUUACCAUUGUCUGUGAAGAGGGAAAAAAUAUGCAUGAGUUUUGUAAUCACUUUGUGUGUGUAUUUUAUUUGUCUAAAGAGGUUUUUUAGGAUAUAUCAAAUGUUUUGUUCCUGACACUAGUAUGUUUGUUACUCAAUUUUCUAGUGACAGCAAAGUAUUAAAAUACAUCAAAGUUCCAGCCUAGAGAAAAUUCCAGCCCAGAUAUACUAGUCCAGGAGGGAAAAUUAUUUGAUACUUUUUGAGUUAAAAAACUAUAUAACAAACAUGGAAAUGUGGAUUUACAAGAUGCUUUCUCUUUAUUUGUAGAGCUCUGACUCAUUUCCAAAUUUGGAAGCUUUUAGCCAGUGUAGGCUAGUUGAUUUGCCUGUUUAAAGCUUACUUUUACCUACUUUGCCUUUAAAAUAGGUGUGGCAGUGCUUAGUCUCUCCAAGGAGCAGAUCCUCAGUUGGCGUAUGUUCCAUAGUUCUGAAGUAAAUGCAGCAAAGGCAGUUUACACUAGCUGAGGAUUUGCCUCCAAGUUUUGCACGCUUCUGUCAUCUGGACUCAGCUGUUGAAGUCUGACACACUGAAUUCUGGACGGUUCAAAAUUUUCUAGAACCUAAAUCAGUUUAAAAAAUAAACACUUUUUAAAUGUUUUUUAAAGGCAAAAUUUCAGCAAAAUUGACAAACAGUAGUUGUCACGCACAAAGUUAACUUACAGUUAGGAGUCAGACAGCAGCAGCAGUGGGACAGCUGCCCUUUUUUCUUUUGGUGAAUUUAGUGCUUAUGGUAAAUACAAAACUGCUAAUCUUGGAGACAAAAGUCAUUUAGUUUCAGAAAAGGCAGUGGCAGUGCAAGCUUCCCUAUACUGUGUGUAUCUCAGAUUGCCUGAAAGGAAACAGCCUUUCAAGAUGAGCGAGCAGUUCUGUGUCUGCCUGACUACACAAUUGUCGUCUUUGCUGAUACUGCUAACAAUAGUAACAUUUAGCAUCAGUCUAAUUCUUAAUGGAUAGAUGUCUACUUAAAAAAACACCAUUACAACUAAUACUAACACUACUUAUGAAUCAUUAAACAUCUGUUGGGGUAUAAUGAUUUUAGAUUUAGUAUCUUGAGCCAGAUUUCAAGCCUGAGCCCUAAAGAGGGAAAGGCUCUCAUCAGUCAAAUCCACAAUAGGUGGGAUUCUUCUGUUUUCCUCGAGCUUCCUAUGUAUCUCAUUGUUGCACCUUACCCUGAACUGUGAAUUUCUUUGGUCUUGUAAUCUGCUGAUCUUGUAAUGAUUAUUGGUGAUGGUUGCUCUUUGAUGGAGGAAGGAAGGAGGUAAAACUGAAGUUAUGCCAUCUGAAACACAAGCGCCUCCAUGUGUCAUUUUCACUUCUUUUUUUUUUUUAACCAAGUAGGUGAGCAACAAAAUUUAACUCUCCCACCUAAGAAUUAUUGGAUAAAAUUAAUAUUUGUAAUACACUUGAAUUACUGCCUGUCCCUUUGCAGUACAAAUAGAAUGAUUAAUGGUUCAACGGUGAACAGUAUUUGUAGGAGAGGCAUUUUAGAAGUGUUUUUCAGAGUGGUAUGUCAUAUUAUCCAGUGCUGUUUGGACUUUGAUACAGAUGUUUGUGCACUGAAACUUUUGAUUUUAUGACUGUGCAUAUGGAUUGUAUAUGUACAUGCCCUCGAUUUGAAAGUGGUUGAGGGACCUUGUGAUAGAACACCAAGUGACUUGUAGUGAGGCCCUUGAGUAUACUAAGUCAGUAAUGCCAGACUUUCUAGCUCAUGGGAAUUUAGCCCAAACUCAUAAAAUAUUUAAAUGAUUUAUGGUUUAAUUUCCAUUGACUAAUAAUAAAAAAGGAAAAAACUCA